GAGUAAACACGAGCCUCAAGAUGGCUGACUCGCUGGGCUCCGCUCACCUCGCCGGAGCCGCGGCUGCUGCGGGGCUCGCCUCCGCCAAGAGCCCGCUCGUCAAGUCGGCUGCUGCCCGGGAUUUCAACCCGCCGCCGCCGCCGCUGGCCAAGAAGCCCCGAGUCGAGGAGCGCAGCGUUAAGCCCAAGAAAGUCAGCAGGGACGCGGGAGUGGGAGGCAACGGUGGCGGCAGAGAGAAACUCCAGCACCCCGGCAAGCAGCGGCAGAGUUCCGGCAGCAGCCCGGGGGAGUGGAGCGGCGGCAGCAACAACCCUCCUGCCCCUUCCACCGACGGAUCCCAAACACCCACAAACACGCACAAAGUGUUCAAACAGAGCGACUUCUUCCUCUAUAAAGCGACGUCCUCCUCCUGCAGAGCCAAGAAGAGCAGCAGAGAGAAACAGCGGGAGAGCACCGAGAAGCUUCUGAGAGGAGGCGCGGAGCAGCAGCAGGAGGAGGAGGAGGAGAAGAAACACAAAGUGAUAGUGACCUCCGGACCCGCGACCAACGACAACAACAACAACGACACCAGCAAACCGAGCCCUCUCUCGGCGGUGACGAGGGAGAACGGAGAGGUCACGCUGCCGCCCAAAGAGCACUCUGCCAAGGACAAAGCGAAGGAGAGAGACCGAGAGGAGAGGGAGAUGAAGAAGGUCAAAGACAGAGAGAGGGAAAAGGAGAAGAAGAAGCACAAAGUGAUGAAUGAGAUCAAGAGGGAGAACGGAGAAGUCAAGCAGCUGAUUAAAGAUGAAAACGAAAAAGCCCAGGUCAAUGCGGAGGAGCUGCAAAUCAAAAAAGUCAAGAAGAAAAAGAAGAAGAAACACAAAGAGGGGGAGAAGCACAAACGAGUGAAGAUGUACCACCGCUCCUGCCAAACCAUUUGUGCCGGCCUGCUUCUCCCCAGCGAUCACACGCACAAAUCCCCCCUGUCUCCGUUCAAGACGCCGCUGCCGGUUUACCCCUCGCCGAACAACAAAACGUCACACGUGCCCUCCUCUCCUCCUACUGCUUCUCUCGCCUCAAAACUCCUCUUAAGCGCCUCACUUCAAAACACGCCCGGCGAUCCAUCCUCCUCCAUCAAGGCACCGCUCCCUCGGCCGACCAAACAGCAGCCGCAGGGCUCCUACCCCGGUAUGGCAGGCCUGGAGUUUGCUCCGUACAUUCACAUAGAGAACCAGCCAAACGGGGGGGCACUUGUGGCUCAUGCCUACACCUCACAGCUCUCUGCCCUGUCGAUGGGACAGAAGCAGAGAUUUGCCCAGGAGUUUGUCAGCCUGGCGUUCAGCGAGGACUCGUCGCAGGCAGCUCAUUAUGUCAUGGGAAUCGUCCACGGAGAAGCCAGCUACCUGCCGGAUUUCUUGGAUUACUUCUCUACCAAAUUCCCAGCAGCUCCAGUCAAAAUGGAAAUAUUGGCAAAGAAGGACAUAGAAACUACAACUAUGGCUAGUUUCUACUCUCAGGUGAAGAAGACGUACAGUCACGGUACCUACAGAGCCGGGGCCAUGAGGCAGAUCAGCCUGGUGGGAGCUGUGGACGAGGAGGUCGGGAAUUAUUUCCCAGAAUUCCUCAGCAUGCUGGAGGAGUCGCCCUUCCUGAAGAGGACCCUUCCAUGGGGGACGUUCUCCAGUCUGCGGCUGAUGAGUCCCAAAGACAGUGACGACGGUCCCAUAAUGUGGGUCAGACCCGGUGAACAGAUGAUACCUUUGGCUGACAUACCAAAGUCCCCGUUUAAAAGAAGGCGCUCCACCAACGAGGUGAAGAACCUGCUGCAGUCACUGCCCAGGACCAGCGAGCCCAGAGAGAUGCUGUUUGAAGACCGGACUCGGGCCCACGCCGAUCACAUCGGUCAGGGCUUCGAGCGUCAGACCACAGCGGCCGUUGGCGUGUUGAAGGCUGUGUGCACCGGAGAGGGCUCGGAGCCUCCUCGUGUUACCAAAGACGUUGUGUGUUUCCAUGCUGGUGAUUUCCCUCACGCAGUUCAGAGGCUGCAGUUGGACCUACAUGAACCCCCACUGUCUCAGUGUGUGCAGUGGGUAGACGAUGCCAAACUAAACCAGCUGCGUCGCGAGGGCAUCCGCUACGCCCGCAUCCGCCUUAGCCACGAUGACAUCUACUUCAUCCCCCGCAACGUGGUCCACCAGUUCAAGACCGUAUCUGCCGUCUGCAGCCUGGCGUGGCACGUCCGCCUAAGGCAGUACCAUCAUGGAGAGGAGGAAGAAGAAGAGGACGAGGACGAGGACGAGGAUGACGAGGAGGAGGAGGAGGAGCAAGUUGAGUUGAAGAAGGCAGGGAGAGAAACGGUGGAGCUAUGGCGAAAACAGGAGGUGAGGAGAGAAAAGAAGGGCGAGAAAGUAAAGGAGAGGAUAAAAGAGGAGGCAGAGGAGCAGGUGGUUGUGGCAGAAAACAGGACACUGCCGGUUGUCAAAAAGGAAGAGCAGCAUCUUCGUCAUCCUCCUCCUCAUCCUCCACCUGUGUUGCCUCAGCCUGCUCGCCCAGUGGACGCAAAAGUGGGCGGUGCUAGAGUUAAAGAGGAGGAGACAGAGAGGGUGAAAGAAAGAGGAAAACACAAACACCAGGAUUCACUUCCUGUGAAGGUGAAGACUGAACCUCCAGCUCCUCCUCUCUGCAAAAAUAAAUCACCAUCGCCUCUUCCUCUUUCACCUCCCGCCUCUGUUCAUCCUCCAAAACCCAAAGCAUCAUUGAAGCCCCACCAUCACCAUCAUCAUCAUCAUAAUCUCCACAACCACCAUCAUCACCGUCACUCAGACAGCAGAAUGACGUCUUCCAGUGCAGCGCCCUCUUCCUCGUCUUCCUCCUCUUCUUCUCCAGCUUUGUCUAAGUUAUCCUCCUCUCCUGCGCCACCAGCAGGAUCCGUUGACCCACUGCGCUCCUCUUCCUCUUCCAGUUCUACUUCGGUCCCUGUUCUGUCCUCCUCUGCAUCCACAUCUUCGCUGACGAGUCCCAAGCCGACGGUGGAGUCUCGCCUUUCAUCGCUCCUUCCUUCCACUUUGUCUUCCCAUCCGCCUCCCUCCUCCCAGUCGGGACAACCAGCGAAGAGAGACUUGCAUCGUCUGAAACCAGACGUUCAUUCAAACACACGGACACCAACACAGUCAGAGGUCCGAGCACUCGCUGCAAAUGUACAGACACACACGCCCCAGUUUGACACAAGGACACCCACCACAGCCGAUGCACGAGAUCAAACACCGGUGCACACACGGACUCAAACGCUCCCAGAGAAAUGGACUCACAGUUUGGACUCUGACUCGAGGAUGCCACAUGACACGGGGAGGCAAGGGGUUUACAUGCAGCAAUACGCAUCCCAGCACCUCCCUCAAACUCUCCCGCCCUCCUUCUCCCAUCUCCUUCCAAACUCCCACCAUGCUCACCGGCCGCCGGUCCUCCCGCCGAACCCGCUCUCCAACCCGUCCCUCCCGAUGCAGCCGCAAGCUCUCAACUCGUUCCUGAGUCAGACGCCGACGUCGCAUUCGCUUCACAUGAGCCAGCUUCACCUGCAUCCGCCGCACCAGCCGAGCAUCACCACCCAGUCGCAGCCGUACUACCAUCAGCCCACGCCCCUCACCAGCGCCCAGUCUCUCCCGCCUCACCUCCCUCACCAUCACCAGUUCGCCAAAUCCUUCUUCCCUCCUCCCCAGCACCCGCACUUCACCCCUCACCCCUUCCUCCCCCAUCCCUCUUUCCCGCCGAGCUCUUACCCGCUACAGCCGCAGUACCAGACCUCGGCACCAGGGCCGGUUCCGCUCUCGAUGUCCUUCUCCCAUCCGCCCCCUCCUCCCCCUCCUCCUCCUCCCCCCUCCUCGCAGUCUCUGCCUCCCCCUCUUCCCCCUCUUCCACCUCCUCUGCCCCCUCAGCCCUCCUCCUCGGUCCUCUCCCCUCCUCCAAAGCAUGAAGAGGAAUGGAGACAGAUUUUAUAGUCGUUUUUUUGUACAUAAUGACCCUGUUGUUAAAUGACUGUACAUGUAAAAGGUUUUAUUUUGGUUGUGUUGUUGUAAAAACUGUAAAAAAAGGAAGUGCGACGAUUGAUCGUAUCAGUACAGAGGCAGUGUCAUGGUUUAUAAAGCAGAGUUGGAUUUAUUUACCCACGCCUCUCAACCGGCUUAGGCUGUUUUGAUUUGGUUCAUGAAUAAUCAGGCAGCACCGGUGGUUUUGGCCUUAAGUGAAGUCUGGUUGAACUGAAACCGGAUGUUGAAUAAGAGAUUUUCCAGGUUCACGUCUACCAAACUGCUGUCUGGUUCUGUUUUAUCAAUUUUGUCGGAUAUUUAUAUAAAGAGGUCACAGAGAUGACCUUUUUGUGAAACUUGCAGCUAAUGCUUCCUUUUUGUGUAUUUCAUUUCAUUGUGCCCAAGACUGUUUCUGGAAUAAUGAUGAGUCAAACUGAUAUUAUACGAUACGCAGACGUAUUUGUGUGAUAUCACUGCAUUUAUUCUCCUACAUUGUAUCGAUGAAUCUUAAUCAUUACAGUUUGGUGCAGAACUUUUCCCUGAUACUGUAUUUUGAGCAAUAAUGCUCUGCAAUAAUCUGCUGAAUUUAAAAUUGAAAUCCCCAGUUAUUUUCAGUAUUUUUAUCUGAAUCAUGUUCAUUGACCCGACCUCCAUGAGGAGAGAAUCAGUGUUAUUAAAGUAUUUAAAAUUAUGUUAUCUUAUCACUUGCAGUAUGUUAUUGCCCAAGAAGAUGGUUAGUGCAGUUUAACUGCACUAAAAUAAAAGGAAAAGCCCUAUUUAGAAUUAAAUUAUUAAAUUAUUGGACACUAGAGUUUUAAUCGAUCAGGGUCAUUGAAAUCUGAAUAAAUCUCCAACAUAAUAUCAGUCAGCAGCUUCAUGGAGAGCUUGCCCCAGAUUUAGUAUGUUAAGACUUAUCCCAGCACUUGGAAACCUGUUUAAAUACAGUUUAUAUUAUUAUAAACCAGAUUAUCAAUAGGGCAAUUUCAGGCUCUUCCAACUUCUAAUUUCAAUAAAGUUUUUCAUGGAGACAUGCUCCGAGACACUUUGAAAACAGAUGGUACACUGUGGAGACUUCACUUAACGCACUAUUUAUCUAUUAACCUGAAGUCCGGUUUCUGUGCCGCGUGGAGCAUCCUGUCUGUAAAAACUUAUUUUAUUUAUCAACCAGGGACUGAAGUGACCUCCUGUGUUUUGAAGUACAAUAAAUUAUUGAAAUUCUGUUUCAGCCGCAGCUAUGAAGAGUAUAUGUUUCUCCAAGUAUCAGAUUUUUUUUUUUUUUUUAUCAAAUUGUUCCGUCUCAGUGAGCAGAAAUAGAUUUUUCUUGUUUUGUUGUGUUAUUGAUGUCUUGAUUUGAUCAAUAUUGGAGUACAGCCCACUUGCUAAUGUAGCCCACAGCAUUUCCCCAGUGCCUGUCCUUAACUGUGAACUACUAAAUGGUCCAGAGUCACGGAGAGGAGGAGUUCUGUCCGUUCAUGGCGAGUUUGUUGUUAUGAGUCACAGUUUCCUGUUUUCCCUGGAAAAUGAGAAUCAAGCCUUAAAUUGGUGUCAAAAGCCACUGAACACUCUCCAGAUACCUGUGGUCUAAACCGAGUCAUCUCAGUGGAACGACGUCCAGAGAGCAGGGUUGUGUUUUUCAUGGUUCAACUCACCGCAGCCCACGGAGCUCCAGCUCUCUGGGUCAGUUUUCCUCAGAGAACGUCCGUUCAGAGACAGAACUCCUCACUGUGCAGCUCCUUGGUGGAGCGAGGUGACAACUAAGCACUUGAUCCCAGAUGCGAGGCCCUGCAGCUCUUUUUAUGCUCUUAGGUUUCAGAUGUUACAAAAAAAGAAAACAUGACAGGAACAUAUAUAUUUUUUUGUACAAAUUUGACGAAAAAUAAGGUUGAAAAGAAUAAAGUCUCCAGGGGCUUGUAUAGUUUUCACCGAAUUUAUUUAUCUCAAAGUUUUUGGUUUGUUUGGUUUUCUAUUUUGUUUCUGUGAUUUUCAACUGUCAGCACUGUUGUGUACAUAAGAGGUUUUUGUAAAGAGGAAAACAACUUGUAGUGUGGUUUCUACUUUAAAUAUGAGCCUAGCUAAUAAAAGGUUCAAUGUAUGAAAAUG
Messenger RNA from Platichthys flesus (European flounder), 6101 nucleotides. RefSeq names its product lysine-specific demethylase RSBN1L-like. The transcript has 9 exons. Lineage: Eukaryota; Metazoa; Chordata; Actinopteri; Pleuronectiformes; Pleuronectidae. The coding region runs from base 21 to 3974 and encodes 1317 amino acids. Gene Ontology annotation, cellular component: nucleus. The record is from RefSeq and is a predicted model, not a curated record.